Molecule: messenger RNA, 1741 nt
Organism: Mangifera indica (mango)
Lineage: Eukaryota; Viridiplantae; Streptophyta; Magnoliopsida; Sapindales; Anacardiaceae
Product: U-box domain-containing protein 29-like
Exons: 1
Coding region: 269-1474 (401 amino acids)
Biological process (GO): protein ubiquitination
Molecular function (GO): ubiquitin protein ligase activity
Source: RefSeq, a predicted model, not a curated record
UGCGUUCCAUGAAUUGCGCGGCCCUUCUGGCUUUGAGACUUUCAACUUCUUCUGGUCCCCCUCGUCCACUUUUGAAAUUUGACGCCAAUUCAAGUCCGACUAUGAAUUUCAUAAAUAAAGCUGACCCACAGCCAAUAUGACGUCGCCUCAUUGCUUUGACUCUUUCCUCUACAAAACCCCCUCACAAUCCCCAUCUUGUUUGCUGGUUCUCUUCCUCUCUCAAGUCUGAGGCUCUUAGAAUUCUUCUGUGUCUACUACUACACAAAAAAUGGCAAGAAACGAACUGUUCGUAACCGUACCGAGCUUGUUCCGAUGCCCGAUUUCGUUGGACGUCAUGAAGUCUCCGGUGAGCCUCUGCACCGGAGUUACAUACGACCGUUCCAGUAUUCAGCACUGGCUUGAAUCAGGACAUGAUACAUGUCCGGCCACGAUGCAAAUCCUUUCCACCAAAGACAUCACUCCCAACCUUACGCUCCACCGCCUGAUCAACCUCUGGUCCCGUCAAUUGACGCUGUCGGAGCAGGAGAUUAAGGAUUUGAUUGAGAAGAUUGGAAGUGAAUGCGAGAGUGAGAAGAGUUGCGUGGGUUGUUUGGCGAAGAUUUUCGAGUUUGUUCGUGGUAGUGAAGAGAAUCGGAGGUUUUUGAGUAGUUACGGUGGUUUCUUGGAAGCCAUUGUCAGUGUUUUGAAUCGAAAACAAGGGGAAAUCGUAGCUUUGGAGUCAGUUUUCAAGGUUUUGAGUUUGAUUUUAAACGAAAAUGGAGUCAAAGAGAAAAUAAAUCAUUUGAUUUUCCUUGGUAAUAGUAAUUGUCUAGCUUCUAUUCUUGAAGUUCUAGAGAAAGGAAGCUUAGAUUCAAGAAUCGAAUCAAUCAAAAUCCUGAAUGCAAUUCUACUGGACAACGAAUCAAAACGCAGAGUUGUAGAAACAGAGAGCAUCUUCUCAGCACUCUUCGAUCAACUUAGAACGUCAAACGGUGAUAACUUAAAUGACGCUGUCUUGUCAAUCUUAAUCACGCUAUCAGGAACUCGGUCGGUCAAAACUCAACUCGUCCAAUUUGGACUCGUUCAAAUCCUGUCGAAGAUACUCUCCGAUACGAGUUCACGGAUUCCGACGAUCGAAAAGGCGAUCAAGUUGCUGUCAAUAACCAUCAAGUGCAGCGAGGGGCGGUUGGCGGUUAGCGAAGACUCGAGAUGUGCGGCAGGGAUCGUUGAGAAAAUAAUCAAGGUGGGCAAAACGGCAAGAGAGGAGGCCGUUGCGGUGCUGUGGAGCAUGUGUUAUGUGUACAAAGACGGGAGAGUAACGGAGGCGGUGGUUAAGAGUAACGGCGUGACGAAAGUGCUACUAGUCAUGCAAAGCGAAAUCGAAGGGAUGGUUAGAAAAAUGUGUGGGGAUUUGGUUAAAGUUUUGGGGAAGAAGAAUUGUAGCAGUGGAUUGGAAAGCUAUGAUACGAAGACAACCCACAUCACGCCUUACUGAUUUUGUAAGAUCAAUAUUCUCAUAUUAUGCCUCUUAUUGAUUUUGAACAAACUGUACAUGAAGAUCAUGAAAAUGAUUUUGAUUUUGUAAAAGCUUUUUGCAUUGACACAUACAUACACAUGAUUAGAAUUUAGAAUUAGAAAACAGGAUUUCUUUUGUCAAAGUUUUGAAAUGUAAUGGUUCCUUCCAUUGCUCAAUUUGACAAAGUAUUUGUUGGUCUAUUUAUGAUGCUGUUUUUGAAUCUGGAAUUUGAAUGAUUUUGGUUUA